AACUGAAAUAGCAAACAUAGAAGCCACUACGGAUAAGGAACAGCUUGAUACUAUCUUCAACUCGUACCUGUACUGGAAAGACCCGCUUCCUGACAUCAGUUCCGAACUAAACGGUAUUGAAUGCCCAAUGCUUUCAGAGUAAAAUGGUUGGAAAUAGACUCAUUGCAGAAAUCUUUAACAAAAGUCAGCAUUCAGUUGCUGAUCACCCAAAAUUAUUGAAACAUCUAAGGAAAGUUUAUGACCAGAUUGAUGAUUUGGAUACAUUUUUCCAAGAUUUUGUUGAUUGUCUCAAGUGUCUGUUAAUUCAUGGUGAGAGACAAACUGCCGUCAACUUGUGUUUAGAUUUCUCUGCCAAAUUUGCCACAUCUUUUGAACUGGAAAAAGAACCUGAUGAGGAUGAUGCUGAGUGCCACCCUUUUUAUGAAAAGCUAUUCAAUUUUAUUUUGUCGAAUCACAAUGUCAGAAGCCAGGCAGUACGAUUCAGAGUUUGUCAGUUUAUUAAUCGGAUGCUAGAAGAAUUUAACGAAUCUGCCUGCAUCAGUGCAGAUUUGUUUGACAAGAUUUAUGAUGCUAUGCUAGAAAGAAUUCAAGACAGGAUUGCCGCAGUUCGAGUUCAAGCAGUCGUUGCUCUGCAACGUCUUCAAGAUCCUACAAACAAGGAAUGCCCAGUAAUUAAGGCUUUGGUUUUUCAUCUGGAAAGGGAUCCUCAUCCCGAGGUACGACGGGCUGUACUUAAGGCUCUAGGCUGUAACUAUUUCACACUUGAAUUCGUGUUGGUAAGGUUGCGUGACGUCAAGGACCUUGUCCGGAGGCAGGCCUAUAUUUUCAUUAGCGAAAGAGUCCAUGUCCGGACAUUAUCGAUCGCUAAUCGCGUUACAAUCUUGAAUCUUGGUCUUAACGACAAAUCAACUGCUGUAACGACAAUGGUACAGAGUAAACUUAUUCCUGCGUGGAUCAACACCAUGGAAGGCUCUAUCUUCAAUUUCCUCCGGGGCAUAGAUGUAGAAGGCUGCAGCGACAUCGCAGUCCAAGUAUUGCAAGUCUGGUUGAAGACGCUUAAUUACAAGGAAGUAACUGCUCAUUUGUCAAUGGACGGUGAAAAUCUGGUCACCAUCGACACUCUGAAACCAGAAGUGGCUCUAUAUUGGUGUACGGCAGUAGGUUUCCUUCAUAGCGAGGGAGUUCAUGCGGCAGACGCACUGGAGACGAUAAUGCCCGAAAUGACAGCUUUUGGGAAAUAUGUGAAAGAUUUUGUGAUAGCAAAGCUUUCCGAAACAGAUGAAAUGGAGGUAUUAAGUAUGGAGUUUACUGUUGGAAAAUUAUUGGAGAUGGCACAGUACUUUGACCUUGCCGAUGAAGCGGGUCGCCUAAACUUACGACGCGACUUCUGCGAACUUUUACAAAAUGAAAAGACUAGUCCAUCGUUGACUCGUACGAUGGUGAAAUGCAUUAGUCUUAUUGAGCCCAAUUUAGACGUUCGUAUUACCAAAUUACUUGAGGUGAUUUCGGAACUGCGCGAACCGUUAACCCAAGCAGAAGUUCUAAUCCCCGAGGCCGAGCAGCGCAAAAACAAGCUAGAGAUUGCGCAAUGUAGAGUUCAGCUCAAUGAGUUAAAAGAGGAACUUGAGCACGCGGUUGAGAAACAAAACUUUGUUGGCGCUCAAGAGAUCAAACAGAUUAUUGUCGUUCUGGAGACCAAACUAAACGAGCUAUGCAGUCGACCCACUACUCAUGAUGUUGAAAUUUUUCGUGAAGAGAGAGACGAUCCGCUAACGCUUUUAAAAUGCUUGAGCAUUGUUUGUGAGUUGUUGAAAAAUUCGCCGAUGCUAAAAUUAACGAAAGAGUUAGACCAGCUUUUGACGUCGCUGAUCUUACCUUGUGUCGAACGAAUCGAUCCAGCUGUCCGUAAUGCGGCUUUCGAAGCUUUGGGUUGUCUGUGUACGUGCGACUUGGAACUAGCUAAGCAACGUUUGCUCCUUUUUGUACAAGCAGUUCAAAUGGACCAUCAACUCCUUCAAAUCACAACGGCCAAGGUGCUCUUCGAUCUCGUGCAACUUUUUGGCCUUGCUAGUUUUGAAGACCAAGAAAGCGGCACAUCUUUAGCUUCAGUUUUAACCGACCUGUUGGAUAAUGAAGAUGUCGACGUUCAGACUAUUGCCGUUGAGGGAUUUGCAAAACUGUUGAUCGCUUCCAGGAUUGAAUCGAGCAUGAUUCUUUCUCGGUUGGUUAUUUUCCUAUUUCAUCCUUUGACGGAAGAAAAUGUUCGUCUCCGUCAAGUCCUUCACGUUUUCUUCCCCUUUUUUGCCUCUUUGGAUAUAGCAAAUCAACAGCAAUUGGAAGCUGCUUUUCUACCGACUAUCAAGACCAUUCAGAAAGCUCCGUAUACUUCACCAUUGGCCGAAAUGGAUAUCACAAUGGUGGUCAAAUUCUUUGUUGAUUUGACACAAGAAAACUUGUUGGUAUCAAAACCCGAAGUUGAUCACACUAUCCACGAUCAGCUUGCUAUAAAACUUUGUACAGAAUCUUUGCGAUUUCCGGAUUCGAAUGAAAGUAAAGUUUACCUGAAGGCUUUGUUGCAAUUGAACAUGUCCUUUUCCAAUCCUUCAAAUACCCGAGAUUUGCACACGCUUGUCCAGAAGAUGCUACGAAAAAUGAAAGAGAAAAGUUCUAUCAGGCUGGUCGAACAGUUUGAAUCGAUCGUAAAAAAACAUCUGGCACCUCCUACCGAAGGCUUGGCUGAUUCCACCGCGAAUGGUUCUGAAAUGGAAAUCGAGCCUGUUGUCACGUCUUCGUCACGGCCCAGUAAACCCAGGACCCGAAUGUUGGGAAGUAAACAAGGAACGACUCUUUUGAUGGAUACUACUGGAGGUAGUGAUGCAGAAAUAUCUCAAUGUUCUGACGUUUUCUUCAGUCCCGAAAAGACAAGCACUCAAAAAGAGAAAACGUGUAAAAAAUCGCCUGAAGUCGUUGUUGAACAAAUGGAUUCAAGUUCGACUACUAGUAGCGAAAAAAUUGGUCCAUCAAGAACGCGACGACAGGUGAAUCCACGUAACACGGUUGUCGAGAACCUUACUCUGGGUGAAUCCCCUCCUCGUCGUAGGACACGGUCCAUGAGGUCGACGGUCGUUUCUAGUGUGGAUGAAGAUGAGGAUGUUAUACCUCCGACACCGCCUCGUUCGAAAGCGAAAUCAACGAGAAAGCGCCGAUAGAAGAGGUUGCCUCCCUUUGCUUUAUUUUAUUUUUUGUUUUCUGUUCUCCUCACUCACAUAUUACACCCCUUUUCGCUUAUGCAACUUUCUACUUCUGUGUAAUCAGAGAUACAAAUAAUACACUUUCCUUACAUUUA
Daphnia magna is the source of this 3346-nucleotide messenger RNA. RefSeq names its product condensin complex subunit 3 (gene Cap-G). The record is from RefSeq and is a predicted model, not a curated record. The transcript has 10 exons. Gene Ontology annotation, biological process: mitotic chromosome condensation. Bases 144 to 3209 code for a protein of 1021 amino acids. NCBI's taxonomy places the organism in Eukaryota, Metazoa, Arthropoda, Branchiopoda, Diplostraca, Daphniidae. Gene Ontology annotation, cellular component: cytoplasm; condensin complex; condensed chromosome.